AGCGGUGUCGCGGUGUCCGUGCUAAAGUUCGUGCUUCAUAGAGCGGAACUGCGGAAGGAACCUCCCUACCAAAAGUAAAAUGGAAAAGCACUAAGACGCACGAGAAACUAGUAUGAUGACAAAAGUAAAUCUUCCCUAUAUUGGAUCCGGAUCCAUACGCAAGAGAGUGAAGAAGAUUUGUUCUCUCUCUCGGAUCCAAAUUAUAUGCGGUUAUUGUUAGUUCCUAGUUCACUGCAGUCAAGCGAAUCACAACCGUACCAAUAAUCUAAUGAUGUAGUUCCUAGUUUUUAUUCUGCUACUUCGAUUUCUCGCAGCCGCAAUGCAAUUUCUCAGACGCUUUGAUUUAAUUUUAUCCACGUGUCGGUAAUCUGUUAAAGGAACUGGAGAACUGGAGCAUAGAGGCACUUUGAGCAGAUCUGAACUCUUGUACUUUUGAAUCUGUUUGGGUGCUUGAUUAACUAGUUAUAAUAAUGGCUGCUCUCAAACCUGGUGUCAUUGCUUUGUUUGAUGUUGAUGGGACUCUUACUGCUCCUAGGAAGGGGGCUACUCCAGAGAUGUUGAAAUUCAUACAAGAACUAUGUAAGAUUGUAACGGUUGGAGUUGUUGGCGGUUCUGAUCUUGUGAAGAUAUCUGAGCAACUUGGCCAGACAGUUACCAAUGACUAUGAUUAUGUAUUUUCUGAGAAUGGUCUUGUGGCUCAUAAGCAAGGAAAGCUCAUUGGAACUCAGAGCCUGAAGACAUUUGUUGGGGACGAAAAGCUCAAGGAAUUUAUUAAUUUUACGCUUCAUUACAUUGCUGACUUGGAUAUCCCUAUUAAGAGGGGAACAUUUAUAGAGUUCCGUAGUGGGAUGCUGAAUGUGUCGCCGAUUGGGCGAAACUGUAGCCAAGAAGAAAGAGAUGAAUUUGAGAAGUAUGACAAGGUUCAGAACAUCCGCUCAACAAUGGUUUCUAUACUUCGCGAGAAGUUUGCACACCUUAACUUAACAUUUUCCAUUGGAGGACAGAUAAGCUUUGAUGUUUUCCCUCAAGGUUGGGACAAAACAUACUGCUUGAGAUACCUUGAUGAUUUCAAGGAAAUCCACUUUUUUGGUGACAAAACUUACAAGGGUGGAAAUGACCAUGAAAUCUAUGAAUCUGAACGGACUGUUGGUCACACAGUUACCAGCCCUGAGGAUACCAUAAAGCAGUGUAAAUCUUUGUUCGUGGAAAAUUAAGAUUUUGCAGCUGCACAUCAUUACUGAUACUGAACAACAUGGAGCAAUGUUUUACAGAGAAGACCACAGGAUUCAAAUCUCGUAAAGCCUAAACAGUCUUAAAUUGUUUUACUGGAUUUUCCAUCAUCUGUGAUAGAGUACUUGAUUUGUUCUAGUAAUCCUUAAUUGUAAUUGAUUUGUUUCCUGGAAAUAAUGAAGUCACUAUAGUUAAAUUUCAUCUUUGCUUAUUCA
Trifolium pratense (red clover) is the source of this 1445-nucleotide messenger RNA. Its product is annotated as phosphomannomutase-like. Gene Ontology annotation, cellular component: cytosol. The coding region runs from base 471 to 1214 and encodes 247 amino acids. NCBI's taxonomy places the organism in Eukaryota, Viridiplantae, Streptophyta, Magnoliopsida, Fabales, Fabaceae. Gene Ontology annotation, biological process: GDP-mannose biosynthetic process; protein N-linked glycosylation; mannose metabolic process. The record is from RefSeq and is a predicted model, not a curated record. Gene Ontology annotation, molecular function: phosphomannomutase activity. The transcript has 12 exons.